Capsicum annuum is the source of this 798-nucleotide messenger RNA. RefSeq lists its product as uncharacterized. The transcript has a single exon. Lineage: Eukaryota; Viridiplantae; Streptophyta; Magnoliopsida; Solanales; Solanaceae. Bases 1 to 798 code for a protein of 265 amino acids. The record is from RefSeq and is a predicted model, not a curated record.
AUGGAGCUCGAUGGAGACUUUCCACUUAUAUGGUCCCGACCCACCACUACACUCCUCCGUCAACGCCGCCGACAACCACCCUCUCCUCCUAUCAUCAACCCCGUUAUUCUCAUUCUACUCCUACCCAUACUUGCUUUCCUGAUCUUGUUCUUUUUAGUUCUCCCUUUCCUUACACAUGCUACUCAAAUUCUUCGACCUAAUUCUGUGAGAAGGGGCUGGGAUUCCUUUCAUAUCUUGCUUGUAGUGUUUGCUAUUCUUUGUGGCAUUUUUGCGCGCAAGAAUGAUGACACAUCACCUGUUGAAAGAAGAAAUAGAAAUGUUUCAAAAAGUGAUUCUUCUAAUUUCAAUGAUGGAUCAGCUGAUGAUACGCGGCAGCCUGUAUCUAAUGAUAGAUGGUUUGAGCCUACCGAUGACAAAGCAUAUAAUUUUGCUGUAUCUGAAACUGGUCUAAACCAUCUGAGAAGAAGCAGCAGCUCCUAUCCUGAUCUGAGACAAGUGAAGCAGUGGGAAACCAGUGAGAAUCAGUCUCGGUUUUUUGAUGAUUUUGGUGUCAAUUUGUACCGUUCGGAUAGUCACCGUCAAUGGCAGAGCGAGAAGCAGAGGGAAGAACCUGAUGUUAAGGUGAUUCCGGAGGAUACAUUUGAAAAUAGUUUUUCUCCACCUGAACCUCCAUCACUGGAAAAGCCUCGGAUUACCUCAUCGGAGCCACGUCAGGUGAAUUUGAAACAGAGAACAUCCUUUCACAGUGUUCCGUGUAAAGACAAGGCUGAAAGAGAGUUAUCCUUGAAAAUAGAAUGA